AAAGGUUGUUACCCAAUUUAUUUAAUAUUUAUUGGAAUGUCGUUCAGAACUUUUAAAGUUUUUUUACGAAGAUAAACGGCUCACUCAUUGUACCUACAUAAUGCAGGCAGGUAGGAUUAAUGAACGUUUAAAGAAGGAUGUCACACACUAGCACGGGAAAAGGCAAGUAUAUUUUGUAAUUGCGACUUAAAAUAUAUUUGAUUGCAACAAUAUUUGAAAUAUAUUACAUGAUCGAACCAUGAAAAUAAAUUACACUAUAAUUAUUUGGUCUGGAUAUUGAAAUUGAGUAGAUUGGCCAACGAUAGUAGCUUAAUAGUCUGAAAUCAGUUUAAGUCAUGUCAGAUAAGCUAGCGUGAUCAAGAAAUUGAAUACGAGUAGCUUUGUCCUUUGAGGUAUUUGAUUUGGUUUUUAUACUUAUAUGCUUAUCUCUUAUAUGUGAAGUUGUAAAUGGAUGAUGGACCACGAUUAUGUCAAAAUAACUGUGCUAUAUGCAGUACAAUUACCUGUAUGUCAAAUAACUGUGGAUUCCAUGUACAUUGUACAGGACAUUAUACACCAGAUAUAUACUGAAGCAACCACGUAUAACGUUUAAAUCAAGACAUCUGACAGUAACACAUUGGCCCAAGUUUUUAUAACUUUGACAUGAUUGUAUAAAAUGCGAUCUGUUAAAUUUUAUCAUGAAAAAGCAUUAAAGCAAUUUUGAAGACUAGCUGGAGAAUAAAAUAUACAAGAUACUGCUAUACAAGCUGUAUCCUAACUCCAUGCCAUGCCGUGCAGGGACCAUGUCCUUAGAAUAGUCCUGAACUGUAAAAGAAUACAUCCUGACCAUACUGUUUGUUGACCAGAAUAGUUUGUGGCCCAUCCUGGGAAUGUCAUGUGAUCGCGCACAGCCACACACAGGCCUUGGCUCCGGCUUCAGCUUUUCGACAAGUGUGAUUUAUUACAUGACUCAACAAGUUGCAAUAGAAAGUAUAAUACAAGGCUCCUAUAUUAUACAUAAUAUGUCAAUAGAAAUUAUCUAAAAAUUAAAUACGAUAAUAGUGUAUAGAUUAAUGGCAUUUUAUAUUAAUUUGUGAUGACAACAAUAUUCAUUAGAAAGAAAUAUCUUGGGAAAACUGUAUGUUAGUUGCAUACUAGUACCAUAAUGGCCUUGCAAGAGUAGGAAUUAAAUGCCUGGUGCAUUGUCAAUGGAGAAAAUGAUUGCAUGCAACAUACCAAAUAUGUGCGAUUUAUUAACAGACGUACAGUACAUCCCAAGAAGAAGGAACCCUAAUUAUUAAUUACACACAGCUAGUGUAGAUGUGCACCUUAGCCAUGCAAUUUUUCUAGUUUUGCCUGAAACUAGAUUUGGCAGAAAUUAAAUUUAACCCUUUAUAAGUGGCAAUGCACACUAAGUACUUUAUUAUGUUAUUCUUUCUAAUGCCAGACAAUUUACUCUUGAGUCUUCAAGUGAAGUGUACUGACACUCAUUGCAUUAAACUAAUUUACCCAUUAAGUUGCGUUGCACCUAAUGCAUCUCACUUUAUUAUUUUAUUACUCUAAAGUUCUGUCUAAUUCCUGAUGAUAUUACUUAUCAUGGGGUGAGUGCUCUCACUCAUUGUGUUAUCAUUGUGUUAACUAUAUACUUAAGUUGUCUGCUGAUAAAUUUCAUGAUCACAUUGACAUUUGUACUAACCUAUGUGUAGCUUUCUGAGUGGACAGUAAUUGACUUUUGAGGGUAAUAUAUUUUCAUAUGACCGAUUGAUGUCAGUAAUUGCAUUUAUAAGGAAAAUUCCCAGCCCAGUCACCUGGGAUCAAUCAAGCUACAGUAGGUGGGAUCUCGCUAAGGUGGGAUCUCGCGAAGGUGGAAUCUCGCUUAAGUACGCGGGCCAGCUUGGUUCCCAUAUAAACGUAAAAUCAAAUUUAGUACCAAAUAUUAACAGGCAGGAUCUUGCCUAACCUUAAGGCCAACUCGGGUACCCGGAAUUGAGUUGUUGGAAGGCUCGGCUAAACAAGUUAUUGACCUCAGGGGGCGUAGGAGGCAGAGGGAAACGGGCCCCCAACCCAUUGUUUUAUAAGGGGCGAUAAUUUUGGCCCCCCACAAAAAAAAACAGUUGAUUUCAGAACUAGAAGUAUUUGAAAUAGUAUGUAUAUAUAUAAUCAAACAUCUGUAAUCGAUAUUUUGAUACUGACAACAUUUCUCGUAAUAAUAAAUCCUGACUAACGGAUAGCAUAGACUCACAAAUCGUAAUGAAAUAAUUAAUGAAAGGGCCUAACAAAAGAGGUGGAGAAUACUUUGAAAGUGCCAUUUCCGACGAGUUAGAGACACAAAAUUUCCCCGCUCUGUGCCAACCAUGUUGGCGCUUCGUGGGAAUCAGGCCCCCUAAGUUUAUCAAGCUAACUCCCUGAGUGACCAAGUUGUGGUACCUACAUAACCAUAUCAUGCAAGUAUUUCACUGAAGGUUAGUCUAUGAUGUCUAUCCACAGUUAAGGUCUAUCUACAGCAUAAUGUAAUGCUGUAUAUCCAAAAAUCAGUUUCAGAAAAUGCAGGAAUUGCAGUCAUACGGGUAGAAAAAUACAAAAAUUUUCUGGGGGAGAAUACCCUCAGACCCUCCUACUAUUAAGUGCGAUACCACACCAAACUUUUUGUUACCAAUCACCAUCUAUCAUUUCUCCACACUUGGUAUAGUAUGGUCCCUUUUGUAGAUCCCCCACUGACGAAUUCUUAAAAAAUUCCAUGCCCUAUUGUUAAACGAAUGUAGAGAAAUUGAGGAUGAUAUAAAUUACAUGGUCAAGAAUAAUGUAGGAGGAAGGAGUAAAAACAACUGCAGUCUGAGCUAGAUAUCUAGACUCAGAGCACAAGCUAUACUUGUUGGCAGGAGCGUAGGAAGCAUAAAAAAGUGGGGGGGGGCGGUUUCGAUGGGCAUUUUUCGGAAAAAAAGGGCACCUAAAAAAUUUAAUUGGUGGUUUAUACUCACUAGCUGUUUUGCAUGGAAUGACCCAUGACUUCAUGUAUCAACAUUGGUAGAGCAUAUAUAAAUGUAUUUCUGCGGAACGAGAAGGAGCAUACGGAUAACUCGAAACAUCCAUCAGAUGAUGAAUUCAUAUACUAGCUGAUACAGCUCAGCCUCCAUUUAUUGAUAUUAUCUUUAUUUAUAAGCCAAAUGGGAAGUGAGCUCGAUAUAUAUUUGGAGUGAGAACCUGUGCCGAUAAAGUGAAGCCAAAGGUGGAACUAUUGGACGCAGUGAACUGACGAACUCGAUAAAAUUGGAACUAUAUAGCUCGGGCUUUGUUUUUGAAACCAAAAUGGCGGAAAUUCAGUGAAGCCCUAGGGCCCUCAUAGGCAGGCCAUUUAAUAUAGCCCCCUUGAUGGGUCUGGAUUUCCCUUCACAUUUUGGUUUAACAUUUCUCAUAGGUCGAGUGACUGAAGUUCUUGCUACAGAUAUAAAUAGAGCUCAGUGGGCAAGCCUGACUAGUACUUGGUUGGACAGCUACUGUAUUGUCGAAAACAUUGCACACCCAAAAUAAGCAUUCUGCAGUAUAAAUAUUUAAAUUGCCGAAAGGUUGCAAAUUUACAGUUCAUCCAUUACUUUUCAAUGAUGCAGUGGAAAUAACAGUGAUUUUAAACUCUUUGUAGACCGAGUCUUAAAAAACCGUCUUCUAACUAAUUUUCAGAAGUCUAUAUCCCUCUGAACACUCGUGAUCAUAAUUAUUGUUCCUAUUCUUGGAAUCGGACAAUUCCCAUUAUAGACUAAUUUUAAAACUAGGCAAGGAGAUGCAAAUACAUCACCACAGCUUGAAAGACCAUACUAAAAUGAGUAAAGUUUCAAAGUUUGGUUGCAAAUUGUUGUAAAAUGCGGAAAAUAUAACCUUGCAAUUAAGUUUGCAAAUUUUGUAUACUUUUGCAUUGCGUGCGGAAAUUGCUACCAUUUUAAUGUCGGCCCAAAUGUGGUAGCAAUUUCCGCACGCAAUACAAAAGUAUUCAAAAUUUGAGAACUUUGCAAGUCUAUACUUUCCCCAUUUUACAAUUUACUAAUUUGCAAUUUACUAAUUUUAGUAUGCUCUUUCCGGGAAUAUACUUUUUUUGCUAGAUAACAAAUUAGUCUAUAAUAAAUUAGGAAUUGUUCAUUGGCACUAUAAUAGCGGUCUUAAUAAUAAUUUUUUCUUUACAGGACACUUACUGUAUUUUUUUAUGAUUUUUCAGGUGCUUAUGUAAGUGAAGUAUGCCUUUUGUUAGCAAAAACCGUCCUUGUGCUCGCUGUUGUGAUGUAUACAAAUGCCCGCAUUGUCCAGAACGUGAAUUUGAAACUGCAGCUGCCCUGAUCACGCAUUUAAAGAAAAAUUUUAAACACAAAUGUCAAACAAACUAUACAACAUUCAUGUGUUUAAAAUGCAACGUGGAUUUUCAAAGUAGGCGUGGAUUUAUACAUCACUUACAACAGAAACGAAUCCACAAGUAUGACCUUCAUCAAGCGGCGUGUUGUGGCAGAUUCCAAGAUGUUACAAGACUUAUUCAAAAUGAGAGUGCGGAUGAGACUGGUGCGUCUCAUAUUGUAAAAAAUGGUGAACUUUUGUAUCAACGUGGGAUGACACCAAUGCAUUGUGCAGCAUUUAGAGGAUAUACCAGGUAAUAUAGUAGUAUCGCCAUGGUGUAUCAUGAGGAUUGUGUAACGCAUGAACAAUAAAGUUCUAAUUCGAAUUAUUCGCGCAAAUUGAAAUAUAAAUAUAAAUUUUGGUCUGAUUUCGAAAACUUUUUUGUUCCAACGAAGCAUAAGUGAGUAUUAAUAAUCGCACAAGGAAUAACUUGUAUACAAGGUGUCAUUUCUAUAUAGCGUCAAACUUUGCUCGUGUAUUUCAACACGUUUCGACAUUUAUUUUGUGUCUAGACGUGAAAAAUAUUGAAAUUAAUUAUCCGAGCCCGUAUCAGGUGAAUAGCAGCCGGAAAAUAAAUUGAAGACACGCCAAAUUAUUGUGGGAGAAUUGGACCAGGGUGAAGUGAACCAUUACAUGUACUGUAUAAUCUUUAACCACUACUCCAGUAGUACUGGUCAACCCAAAGAGUGAUAAUCCCUUUGGCCUGAAUAUAUUUACGAUAAAAGACCUUAGUGUAUCUGCAUGUCUAUGGGUCUGAAGUUGACCAUUUAACAAAAUCUAUUUAGGUAUAUAUUUACAUCACGAUAAUUUCCUUUUAUAAUAAUCCCCGAGCCAACCACGCGGAGCGCCGUGCGAGGGUUCUAAUUCCGCCCGGCUGUUUACCCCCCGGGAAAGGAAAUAACUCAUAAGCCAUAACUCGUAAGCCAGUCUACUAAUCGGGAUCUAUAUAUAGUAAUUGGCUGAUGGCUCAAUGAUAAGGCCGCCGCUCAUCUCCAGUUCUUCUGGAAGUGUGACUGUAGUACUAGGAAAGGUGUAAUUGUUCUCGGCACUCGAGAGCAGCUAGAUAUAAGUAACUUGGUUAAUAUGUAGUUGAAUACCAAAUAUGGACAUAGCCGUAAAGGACUAAAAACGCCAAUGCUUGCCCCACGGUCAUGACCUCUAUCGAAUUGCCUCUUCGACGGUGCUACAACCCUCCAAUAAACUCGCCACAUAAACCGCUUUAACUUGAUAUUGUUAUCUUCAUAUAUAUUUGUAUUUCGCCCCUGUUUGUUCUGGGAUUAGAAGUUUUUGUUUUAUGUAUAUAAGCCAAAUCAGGGGAACUUGCCGAUCAUGGUCGGGUUACAUCGUUAGGGACUGGUCAUAAAGUAACUGCUAGGGUGGGCUGGAGGUAAAUCACAACUUUUUCCAACACGUUUGGUGACCCAUCUUAGGACGUAGAUAAAAAUUUCAAAGCCCAUCUAAUCUUACCAAAUUUAUUUCAUGACCCACCCACCCAAUCUAAAUUGGGAAAAUACACUUUUAUAAAAAAAAAUACUUGAAGGUAUUUCAACAUUGUAAAUAUACACUGGCACUGUACUGACAUAUGUAAUUACACCAAGCUUGACCAACACAUUCAUCACCAAUUACGAUACUGAGCUGUUCUCCAUUUGGUUGGAUUUGCCGUGAUUCGACCACUUCUUGUUGUUGUAUAAAACAAAGUAUUGGCUUCAAUAGCAUCAUUUUCAUUUGAUAAUUAGGAUAGUUUUGUUUACUUUUAUUAUUAAUAUCUUUAUAUAAUAUAUUGGUUUUUGUUUGGUGGCCCAACCAUGGACAUACAAAAAAAUUGGCGGCCCAUCGAAACUGCAUGCCCAAAGAUUUUCCAUGGCCCAUCCCAAAUCACUCCAACCCACCCUAGCGGUUACCUUAUGACCGGUCCCUUAUGUUACGGUAACAAAUCCGUAGGAUUAAGAAUAGGGUUGUGAUUUUGGUGAAGAACGAAGAAAGAAUAUUCAUGUCUAAAGUAUCUGUUAGUAUCGUUACGAAUAUAUCCGUUAGUAUCGUUACGAAUAUAUAUUUCUUUGUUCUUCACUGGAAAAAAAGUGAACUCCGUACUAUGAAAUUGCAAUUGCACCACUAAAUCUAUAAUAGUCUGUCCAUACUAUUUUGAUACUAUAUCCAUAGUAUGGAAAUAUAAAAUUAUUAUGGAUAAUCAAAAUCCAUUCUAUUCCCAAUAAAGGUCCGUGAAGUUUCCAUUCUAGGACCUUCCCCGUAACCCUAGCGGCUUGUGCGCGUAACAUUUGGACUAACAAGUAUUUCGUACUAUGGAUAAAAUCGAUUUUAUUUUCUUAUUUUUAUUAAGCUCUAGAAAUAGACCGUGGGCCGUUUUGUGAAAAAGUGGGGAAUAGAUUUUCUGUGGUUCAAUGCAUAGUACCAUAGAUGCUCAAUCACCACAAAAAGUUCCAAAGCAGAAAACUUGCCAAACACCGAGAAAAUGGGUGAUCAGUGAUUAUCCUCUAUUAAAUUGUAUUUGCAAGAAAAUGUGAAAUUUUGCAUUCAAUUACAACAAAAAUGACUAGCAUUAUCAGAAAGCUUACAAAAAUCUAAAUUAUAAGACAUUUAAACAGGGUUUUUUAUAUCUGAAAUUGUUUUCGAGUUAUACGCUGUCCUGGUACCCAGUCCUUAUUGCGACAUUUUGGUCCAAUUUUCACAUUUAAGACAGCAAUAACUCCGAGACUAUUUGAAGGAUCAAAAAACUGUUUAAAAGUCUUAUAUGCGGUUUUUCUAAGCUUUCCGAUGAUGCAAGUCAUUUUUGUUGUAAUUGAAUACAAAAUUUCACAUUUUCUUGCUGUAAUACAAUUUAAUAGAGGAUAAUCUCUGAUCACCCAUUUUCUCGGUGUUUUUCAAGUUUUUUGCUUGGGAACUUUUUGUGGUAAUUGAGCAUCUAUGGUACUAUGCAUUGAACCACAGAAAAUCUAUUCCCCAGGGGGUUGCCACGAAGCGAAAUAAUUUUGGCCAACUGCCUACGGCCUAAAACGCAGUCAAAUUCUUGUUUUUUCUAAGAAGUGAUAUACUAAUGAAAAAAGAUUUGUCUUCUUUAUUUGGGUCGUGUUUUGGAACCCUAUAUAGCUACGAUGCGAUUCUCUAAGAAUUCUCCUCGAAAUGCUGAUAGGGUGUUCGAUAUUUCUUCACCUUCUCUUCUUCUUACUUACAUGCAGCGGGGUUGGCCUGCCACAAGUUGAACUCUGAGUUUGACAAAAUGGGUGCUUUUAGCUUAAAUGCGACGAGUUGUCGAAUGUUUUGUAAGACAAUUAUUGUUUAUGUUCACGUUAAAAUCAUACAAUAUACAUUGCUGAAUUUAAACCUCCAACUUAUAUCCCUAUUGAUGUUUAUAUGAUUUAUGAAUAUAACCGUGUAUCCACUGGUAUCCAGGCGCUUUAAAUAAUUUUCAAAAACUCAUUAAUAAUUCUUGAAGCAAUUAUCCAAUCUUGAGUAAGAAAUUAGUCACGUGCAUACGUCUUUAUACCAGGUAAAGAACACUUUAACAAAAGACCAUUGUUAUGCAAAGUAUAUAAAGUUUUUUAUAUAAAUAUUUUUAUAUAAAAUUUUUAUAUAAAGAUUUUUAUAUAAAGAUUUGACUUAUUAUGCAAACGUUUUUGAAGCCAUUUAAAAAACUCGCAGGUCGUGUUUUAUUAGGUCUAAAGCCACUCGCGCUGCGCGCUCGUGGCUUUAAACCUAAUAAAACACUUCUGCUCGUUUUUUAAAUAGUACAUAAUACAUGAAAUAUUCAGGUAGGCAGGCGACACGCGAAGGGGCUGUUGGGAAGGAUGCGUGCUGGGGAGCGCCUGGCAGUUCUUCUAUACUGUCAUGGCGGGAAAACAUGGAAUUUAAUACAAAAAGUUGCCAUAUCGUCAUACACUCUGUGUGUAAAACCUUACUUUUUGAUGAAGAGUUGAACUGAACGCCAUUGGCGAAUAAUAAUAAACUUAUAGAUGUUUGAUGACAUGCAAAAUGCACGAAAAGUUAUGAGUAAAUUACAUAUGGCAAGUUAACCAUGCGAAUAUUUCGAAUAUAUAAAUUAUAUAUAAUGUCAUUCGGUUAAUAUAUGGAGAAUAGUAGAAUGCUAUCAGUUGCUUAGUGUAAAAUAGUAACAGAGAAAUGAUUAGAAAGUCGUAUAAUUGCUUUUGUAUUAAUGACUUCUUUAGCCGAAGGCUCGAUCACAAUGCCAAUGGCAAUUUCUAAUUUUCUAUUAAAUGUAUACUGUAAACAAAAGCCCAAGUGAAUAAAAGUUCACAACCGUAAAGUUUGAAAUAUUUAUUACAACAGUGAAAUUUAAUUCAUAGUGUAUAUAUACCUUUAGAUAGCUAUAGUAAUACUUUACAAAUCUAGUUCCUGCUGUGCAAGUCUAGUUCUUCAACGCUUCUGUUGUUAACAUGUUAAUAUUCCAGGACUUUAAAUAAGGCAUAUGUCAUAUAUACCAAGAAUAACAGCAUGAAUUCACGCCCAGAUGACAGAAGAAUAUUAACAUUAGUCAAUACAACAAAAACAAGUAGAAAAUAGUCUUAAACGACAACGAAAUAUCACAACUUGCAAGAAAUCGUACUUUGUUGCAAGAAAUUGACCAAGAACUGCCAGGCGUGGCAGGUGCGAGUCUGCUGUGGUACGACCAACACUGCACAACGAUCUUUUCAUGAUUCAUAACCGUUUUCAAACGUUUUUCACGCAGUGAUUUCAUAUAUAUUUUAUAUAAAUGAUGGUGGAAAGCCAACGUUCACAAGUUCUCUCUAUGUAUUUAAUAUUCUCCGUGUAAUAACUGUAAGAUAUUUUACCACAAUAAACUAUAUCUCUAUUUGUCUAUCUGUUAUAACUUAUAUUAAACUUACAUGUACAUUGUGUUCUAUAGAUGCUUGAGAAUAAUGCUUUCUUGGGAAGAUGGAAAUCCGAAUACAGCGGACGAAAUUGGUCAAACUCCUGUUCACUUGGCAGCAAAAUGUGGGAAAGCAACCAGUUUGCGAUUGUUGCUGAGAAAGGGUGGAAUACUUGAUUUAGAAGAUGAUGAGGGAAUGACUCCCAUAAAACUGGCAACUGAUUCGUGCAUAGACACUAUUAUACAACAUCAAAUCGCAACCAUGAUUGGCAAACAAAUAUCGAAAUAUUUUAUGAGGAAAAUGGAAGGUAAAAUUUGCAAAGAAGUUAAUAGAUACUUUAAUCACACAACAUUUUUAUUGACGCGCGGACGUUGCACGUGCAAAGUCAAACCGUUAGAUAAUGAAAGCCACAACUUGAAACUUCAAUGAUCUAAUCUCGAACGGUCUGUGCCAGUGUAGGUAGUGCCAAUCACAACAAGCUUCCGUUG
Messenger RNA from Paramuricea clavata, 9685 nucleotides. Lineage: Eukaryota; Metazoa; Cnidaria; Anthozoa; Malacalcyonacea; Plexauridae. The record is from the annotation of a GenBank genome assembly.